Pyricularia grisea is the source of this 2519-nucleotide messenger RNA. RefSeq lists its product as uncharacterized. Bases 731 to 2242 code for a protein of 503 amino acids. The record is from RefSeq and is a predicted model, not a curated record. Lineage: Eukaryota; Fungi; Ascomycota; Sordariomycetes; Magnaporthales; Pyriculariaceae. The transcript has 7 exons.
CCUAAACCAGGCAGACGAUAAAUACGAUAGCAACAAACAACCAGAAGAUGAGUUCCGAGACCCAAUCAGGCGCCACGGAGGCCAGCUCGACCAACGAGGCCGGCUGUCAUUGCGGAUACAUCAAGUUUUCGGUGACCUUGUCUCCGCCGCUGUCCGAGACCAAAGUCCUGGAUUGCGGCUGCUCCAUCUGCCGUCGGGCCGGCUACUUGCUUGUCUACCCAAAGCGUCACCAGCUGAAAUGGCAUGGUGACUCCCAGAGCCGCUGCGCAGUGUACCAGUUCAACACCAAGAAGAAGGACCAGUUGUUCUGCCCCAAGUGCGGCAGCAGUAUCGGGAUCGAUUUCCGGGAUGUCAGGGAUGGAUAUGGAAUCAGUGUCCGCACAUUCAACAACAUUAACCUGGCCGAUCUGAAGUAUCACAUUGGCGACGGGCUCAACGAAGUCGAGCCAGCUACUGACUUGUCGGGUAUCUGGUACGAGGAGGAUGCGGAUGAACUCAAAGAUGGAAAGGAGAAGGCCUAGGUGACGAGGAAACUAUUUGGAUCGACACCAUACAUAUGAGUAGUAGCGCUUUUGGGGGAGUUGAUCACAAGCGGCAGGAUUGGCACUUUUAGUAGCUGUUAUUUAUGGUCUACUUUUAGCAGCUAUCUAUCGGCAAACAUGCUCAUUGCUUCGACUUGCCCUCCGCCGCAGUUGCCUGCCGCCUGGCCCACAAUUGCUCGGCCGAAGUGAUGCAGUGCAUGUUUGCGCCGAGUUUGUUCAUCGUCUCCAUCCACUCGUCAUACUCGUCCGAGUCGAACACGAUACCGCCGCCUAUCCUGGAGAUAGGCGACACCAUCCUUGACCAACAUGGUCCUCAGCGCAAUGCAAGUGUCCAUCUCGCCCUCGCUCUCCUUGCCCUGGCGAUCGACGCCGGGGUAGCCAAAGUAACCGACGGCGCCGGCGUAGACGCCCCGCUUCUCCCCCUCGAGCUCGGCGAUGAGCUCCAUGGCGCGGACCUUGGGGGCGCCCGAGACGGUGCCGGCGGGGAAGAUGGAGCGGAAGGCGUCGAAGCGGGUCUUGCCGGGCCGCAGGACGCCCGAGACCUGGGAGACGAGGUGCUGGACGUGGCUGAAGCGCUCGACCACCAUGAGGCGGUCGACGCGGGUCUCGAGCGGGUCGCACACGCGCGUGACGUCGUUGCGGGCCAGGUCGACCAGCAUGACGUGCUCGGCGCGGUCCUUGAGGCUCGCCGCCAGCUCGUCGGCCAGCCGCUGGUCCUCCUCGGGCGUGGCGCCCCGCUUGACUGUGCCGGCGAUGGGGUGCGUGAUGACGCGGCCGCCCUCGCUCUUGACCAGCAGCUCCGGGCUGGCGCCGACGAUUUGGAAGUCGGCGCAGUCGACGUAGAACAGGUACGGCGACGGGUUGACGGUCCGCAGGUGCCGGUAGAUGUUGAACGGGUGAAGGUCCGUGGGGCGGGCGAAGCGCUGCGACGGCACGGCCUGGAUGAUGUCGCCCUUGACGAUGUGCUUCUUGAGCGUCGUGACGUGUCCCUCGUACCCCGCCUGUCCGACGUUGGAUGUGUACUCUUGCCCCAGCCGGACGGGCUUCUGCUCAGGAAGCGGGAUCUCGGGCCCGUUGAGAAGCUCCGUCAGCUCCCGGAUGGUUGCGAGGGCGCGGUUGUACUCGGCAUCUACUUUUUGUGCGGCCCCUUCGGCUCCUUCAAAAACGCCAUCGGGGAUAUGCAGAUAGGUGACGACCUUGAUGAUGCCGUAGAAGCGAUCAAACACCACAGCCGUGUCGAAAAACAUAAAGACGGACUCGGGGAUGCCCAGGACAUCCUUCAUGGGCCGAGCCGUCUUGGGCUCAAAGUAACGCACGCAGUCGUAGCCCACGUAGCCGACAGCACCACCGGCAAAGGGCGGCAGCUUCAGGCCGGGAACGUCGGUGGCGACGACAUGGCGGGCCAGCUCCUCCUCGAGGGCGGGCAAGGGGUCGCAGGCGCCACCAGCGAAGCCGGGCCCGGUGCGGACGACCUUGCGCGGGCCCGCAGCGACAAAGCUGUAGCGGCCCACACGCUCGGUUGCUGCGCUCUCAAACAGGAACGACAGCUGGUCCUCGGCGCCCGAGCUAUCGGUCUUGGCACGGUAGUGCGCCGAGACCUUGAGGUAGGCGGCCGACGGCGUGAUGAGAUCCGACGAGAUUUGACCAUACACAGGGAUGAGGUUUGGUCUCUUGGUGGCGUCCUGCUUUGUGGGCUCUGAGAGGAACUUUUGCACCGUCUCGAGGGACGGCACUACCAAGUCGGGCUCUUCCAUCUUGAACACGUAUAAAGUGCGCGCAAGUGUAGAAAUAUCCUCGGAUAGUUAGGUUCUUAAAUAUCCGGUUAACUUGACGUCUUGAGUAAUGCGGGACAAAUCUCGCUGCUGGGGUUUUUUUUUUUUUUUUUUUUUUUUUUUUUUUUUUUUUUCUCUUUACCUCUUUCUCUUACAAGAUUAUUUAAUAUUAAAACCCCUUCAUUUUAAUUCAAAUGAAAGUUUC